CUCCCAGCUAUAAAAUCCAACCAAAUUCACCUUCCAUGAAUCAUAGGGUUUUCUUUUCUUCUGCGAGGUCUACCAAACCUCGCAGGAACAAGAAAAGAAAACCCGCCCAAUCCCCUUCUCAUCAUCAAAACCUUUCUUUUUUGUUCUUGUUUUUAUCAUUACCUUUACUCUAAAGAGCGAAUUGAACAAGCUCGCUCCUAGUCAUAUAAUAUAAACCAAGUAGUGUUUGUUUUUCAAGUGUUGUGUCAUGGAAGUGCAUUCUCCAGUGAUAGCCAAGAGGCUAUGGAACGUGUUGAGGGUAACAUUCUUCAUGAUAAGGAAGGGAUUGAUAUCAAAGAGGAAGUUGAUCAUGGACAUGAACUUGAUGAUGAAGAGAGGAAAGCUCUUGAGAAAAUCAUUAAGCAACCUCAUGUCUCAUCACCACCACUCCAAGAACAUGGCACGUGCUGGCUAUGGCAUACAGGAAUACGAAUUCUCUUGCAGCAACAGCCCUAAUCCUGUUUUUUUCCACGUGCCGAAGCGUAAACACCAUUACUUCCCUUGCAUCAAUGCCCCUGCAGUUCUUGAAGAAGUAGAAGAACCACUACCUCAACCUCAUCAAGAACCUAAGGCUGUUGUUUUGGUCCCCAAGACCCCGGAGUACACUUUCAACUUCCGGUUUGAUCAUGCGUCUGAUUUUGCUUCCGGCGAAAAGCAUAGCCCUUUACUAUCUCCAUUUUCUGUAAGGGUAUCUAAUUAUUCAUCAGAGGAUGAGAUUGAGGGUGAAAAUGAACAAGUUGAUCAUGAAGCUGAGGAAUUCAUCAGAAGGUUCUAUGAGCAGCUAAGGGUACAAAGCCAUAGGCAAUUGCUGCAGUACCAGGAUUUGCAAUAUGAGCAAAUGCUUGCUAGAGGAACUCACUAAUUAAGUUUAUUAUGUAUCAUCAUGCACUCUCAUAGAUCCAUUUUGGAUCUACCAUUCCCAUAUUUCACAUACAUAUUGUAAAUUUUUUUUGAACUUUUUUCUUUCCCAUCCAUUUGUUUGCCUAUAUAUUAGUAUUUCUUCUAGUUAUUGGGGAUCUUAUUUAAUGGAUAUGGGAUCAUGAUGAUAGUGUAAUGUAUGGAUUUGUAACGUUGGAAUGUCCUCCACUUUGGUUUACUUUAAUGGUGAGCUAUCACAGUAGAUAUUUGGAAUGUGUUUGAUGAA
This is a messenger RNA of Quercus lobata, 1183 nucleotides long. RefSeq lists its product as uncharacterized. The record is from RefSeq and is a predicted model, not a curated record. The transcript has a single exon. NCBI's taxonomy places the organism in Eukaryota, Viridiplantae, Streptophyta, Magnoliopsida, Fagales, Fagaceae. Bases 248 to 901 code for a protein of 217 amino acids.